Molecule: messenger RNA, 734 nt
Organism: Argentina anserina (silverweed cinquefoil)
Lineage: Eukaryota; Viridiplantae; Streptophyta; Magnoliopsida; Rosales; Rosaceae
Exons: 3
Coding region: 31-687 (218 amino acids)
Molecular function (GO): protein-disulfide reductase activity
Source: RefSeq, a predicted model, not a curated record
GACCUGAGCAAAAAUCCGGCGAAACCCAAAAUGACGGUGGCGAGGUUAAUAAGGUUGCUCCCAAGAUUUACAAGAGCUUCAAUUUACUCUUCAUCAGUGACGCGUCUGUUUUCUACCUCCGACGUCGUCGUUUCGAGCACCGCCGCAGACCUCGCCGGCGUCAGCGACGACGACGAUGAAGACGGGCCCGUCUACUCCACCCCAGCUUCUGCUUCUUCCUCGGCGGUUCUGCUGCCCACUCUGCUUCAGCCACGUGUGGUGGUGUUCGAUGGGGUCUGCCAUCUCUGCCAUGGAGGUGUGAAGUGGGUGAUUAAAGCAGACAAGCACAGGAAGAUCAAGUUCUGCUGCCUUCAGUCUGAGACAGCUGAGCCUUAUCUGAGGUUGUGUGGGCUUGAUCGAGACGAUGUUCUUAAGAGAUUCUUGUUUGUUGAAGGCCCUGGGUUGUAUCAUCAAGGUUCAACUGCUGCGCUGAAAGUAUUGUCGUACUUGCCUCUCCCUUACUCUGCUUUAAGUGCAUUCUUGGUAAUCCCAACUCCUCUGCGAGAUAUUGUAUAUGAUCAUGUGGCCAAACGACGGUAUGACUGGUUUGGCAAGUCUGAAGAUUGCUUGGUCUUGAAAGAAAAGGAGUUGCUCGAGCGUUUCAUUGAUAGGGAAGAGUUAGCUAGUCAAGAUCAAUCAGAUUUCUAAAUUAGCUGCAUUCACACAUGAUUUGCUUAUAGAUGUAUGGAAGGGAA